GUUAGGCCGGCGUGUGCGCAUUGGUGCACUGUGUCGAUAUUUGAGGUGUGAAUUGUGUGCGUCCAUUGCAUACGUCUGAAUCUAGUUUUCUCAUUUCCGUGGCAGACCAAAUUUGGACAUCUAUCUAAAGUUGAAUAGUAACUGAGCUUUGAAAAAGGAAAUAUGUCUGCAACAUCAUCACUGACAAAGUCAUGUUUUGUGUUCAAACCCAAGCUGAAGAGAGUGCAGGCUGAAGAGUUUGACGGCAGCCAGCAGUUCGCCGCAUGCGCCGACGAGACGGCAGCGCUGUCUGCCGGCCGGCGCAGCGCCGCCUUCGGCCGAGUGUGGGGCGUAGCACAGCAGCUGUGCUCGGAUUUUCAGGACAAGAUGUUCAGCACCGUGUUCCAGGACAUGAUCGCGUUUCUGCAGAGGUCGGUGGACGCCGAGGAAGAGGCCUGUAUCCCCACCGCUGCCCUCGUUACAGGCGUGAACAUGCCCGACCACGGCCGUGUGUUUGCCUCGCUGGCGGCGCGGCUGCGAGCGCAGGUGGGCCGCCACGUGGCGCUGCUCGAGCCGGCCUCCUGCCCCACCGUGUCGGCGACCGUGCGCGCCAUGGUGCGUCAGCUGACCGACCCGGACCAGGGGGUCCAGGCCGGCCCCGACUCGGCCGGCCUGGAGGACGACGAGGAGGGCGAGCCGCUGGCGUGGGAGUCGGAGCGGCUACACCAGGGACGGCCGCCCGCCACCAUGCCCGGUCUUGAGGCCCACUACCAGGCGCUGCAGGCCGAAGCCACCACGCGGUCCCCGGCAAAGACAGGCUCGCCACGGAAGCGAGCUCGCACGUCGCCGGCGUGCCGGCCGCUGGUGGUGGUGUGGCGAGACCUGGAGGCAUUCCAGCCGCGCGUGCUCCAGGACGUCGUGCUCAUCUGCAGCCAGUACCGGCGGCGGCUGCCCAUUGCGUUCGUGUUCGGCGUGUCGACCUGUGCCUCGGUGGUGCACCGGCUGCUGCCGCAGCACGUGUCAGCCCGGCUCAGCCUCGAGAAGUUCCACUCCCAGUUGGCCACCCACUACCUGGCGCAGAUCAUAGACAAGGUGGUGCUGUCCCCCGCCGUGCCUUUCCGGCUCGGGGGCCGGGCCCUGCGCCUCCUCCUCGACAUCUUCCUGUACAGCGACUUCUCCGUCAACAACUUCAUCUCGGCUUACAAGUACUGCAUGCUGCAGCACUUUCUCACGUCGCCGGCGAGCGUGCUGUGCUGCGGCCGGGAGGCGGUGGCCGCCACCGUGGCCGCCCUGAGCCCGGAGCGGCGCCGUCGCCUGCAGCAGGACGCACCCUUCCGGGAGUGGCUGGAGCAAGCGGUGCUAGAGCUGCACACGGGGCACGACGCGCUGCUGCUGGCGCUGCGCUGCCUGUUCGCCCUGGUCGGUCGGCUGCCAGGCGCGCCCCUCGGCAGGCAGUUCCGCGAGCUGUACAACCUGGCGCUGCUGCAGCCGCUGGCCGAGAGCGACGAGUACGCCCUCUCUGUGAAGCUGCUGGGCCUGCUGUCACGGGCGGAGCUGACCGCCAGCCUCGAGGCGGCGCUCCUGGCCGUCGGAGCCGAGCUGACCGACUCGGAUCUGGGCCGGGCUCUGGAGCGGCACCUGGAGCGACUGCGGGCACCGGACGCGCCGCCGCCCGACACCGGAGGCGACGGCGACGGCGACGAUGACGCGCAGCAGCGCCGCAUGCUGGAGCGACAGCUCAAACAAGCCACCAGUCGACAAUCGCUCAGAGAGAGCCUGCAGCGGGUGGGCGCCGCACAGAGCCGCCGCCUCAACCCGUACGAGAGUCUGCGCGCCGAGGUGGUGACGGACCUGGAUGGCCGGCUGCGCGCGCUGCUCUCGCGGCCAGCCGGCUGGCCGCUCCACGAGGCGGUGAUGUUCGACACCGUGUCGGCAGUGCGCAGACAGCUGGUCGGCGUCCCCCGCACGUCCGUGCAGACGGCGCUGGCCGACCCGGCCAAGUACCUCCAGUGCUCCUGUUGUAAGCUGAGUGACCCGGGCUCGGUGCUGGCCAGCAUGCCCGACCUCUGCGUGGUCUACAAGCUGCACCUCGAGUGCGGCCGGCUGAUCAACCUGUUCGACUGGAUGCAGGCCUUCCGCGCCGUGGUGGCGGCCGAGGAGGACGAGGCGCUGCAAGCGCGUUUCGCACACGCCGUGGCCGAGCUGCAGUAUCUGGGCUUCAUCCGAUCGACGCAGAAGAAGACAGACCACGUGGCGCGGCUGACCUGGGGCUCCUGCUGACCGGACCUGAUCUGACCUGGCCUGACCUGACCUGACCCGACCCGACCCGACCCGGUCGGGCCAUGCCGCAGGCGCCCGGCCGGUCGUUUGAGAGCGUGCGGUCGUCACGCUAGCGUUGGGCGCGACACGGCGUCGGCCGCUCCCUUCAGGCCGGAUGCUCAGGCCGUUGCUGCGAUAGCAGGCCCUCGAAGGCUGAGUUGUGACUGAAUCGGUUCGCGCGAGUCAUGUCGUGUGCCACAUUGAGUCAUUUGAGGCAUGACAUACGCCACAUCGCGCUGGUGUGGUGGAACCGAGCAGCAGCCACCCGGCUGCGCCCGGUCAGUCGCCAGCGCCGGCGCGUGAAGGUCACGUGACGGGUUCUGCCGAUGCUGAAUUGUGGAGGCGGUUCUUCCGGAGUGAUGACUGUCAUCGCCGGUAGAUUGUGUCGUGUCGCUUGGCGCAGGUCUGCUGUUCAAACUGGCUCGAGUAACGUCAUUGCCUGGCCCUGUUUGACUGAGGGUUUGCCCGGUCCUGCCGGCAGGUGCAAAUAUAUGUGGCUGAAAUUUUG
Messenger RNA from Pollicipes pollicipes, 2806 nucleotides. RefSeq names its product origin recognition complex subunit 3 (gene Orc3). The transcript is spliced from 18 exons. Gene Ontology annotation, cellular component: DNA replication preinitiation complex; nuclear pre-replicative complex; nuclear origin of replication recognition complex. Bases 163 to 2259 code for a protein of 698 amino acids. Gene Ontology annotation, molecular function: DNA replication origin binding. Gene Ontology annotation, biological process: DNA replication initiation; DNA replication. Lineage: Eukaryota; Metazoa; Arthropoda; Thecostraca; Pollicipedomorpha; Pollicipedidae. The record is from RefSeq and is a predicted model, not a curated record.